GGAACUGAACACCAGUUGAUAGUCUGCAAUCGCCUGUGGUCUCGGUCUACAACUUCAAUGUGGCAAGCUACAUAAUAAUUAACCCUUGAGGAAGGGAAAAUAUAAUCUGACUUCCCUAUGAAACCCAAUCGCGUCCACAUACACUCCGUUCAGCCAAUAUCUCGCUCUCCUGGAGCACCGGACGGCGGUAGAAGUCUGUAUAAUCUUGGCAUAUACCACUAACAUACUCGAGGCACGACGACACUUAUUUACAGAAUCAAUAUCGAUCCACCGGCCAUUCAAACUGAUGGCGGAUUCUAAUACCACGAGAGAAGUUGAGAACAGGGCUCCUCAGAAUGGGCCCGCAGGUCAGGACGGAAUCGCUCGCAUAGUCGAGCGUAACGGUGAGAGGCUGGAGCUCCACGACUGGUAUGGCCCAGAUGAUCCGGAUAAUCCGUUCAACUUCAAGAAAAGCUAUAAAUGGAUCCUCACGAUAACCGUGUGCUUCGUCUCGAUUCUCACCGGCUUGCCCGCCGGGUCCUACGGCGCCGGUAACGACUACAUGGAAUCGAAAUUCCACAUCCAAAACCAACCCUUCCCCAACCUCUACUGGGCAACCUGCACCUGGAACAUCGGCGCGUCGGUUCUCCCCCUCCUCUUCGUCCCGCUGACCGAGCACUCCGGCCGCAUGCCGGGCUACUUCAUCGCGUAUUUCGUAUUCGAGGUCUUCCUGUUCGGCAGCGCGUUCGCAAACAACUUCGCGACGUUGGUAGUGACGAGGUUCUUCGGCGGCGGGGGCUCGUCGGUGGCGAUCUUGCUGGUGAGCGGGUCGAUUGCCGAUGUGUGGCAAACGGACGGGGAGCGGAGCCUACCGAUGUCGUUGUUUGGGUUUACGAGCGUAAUUGGGAUUGCGCUGGGGCCGUUUAUCGGGUCGGCGAUUGUGCAGAUCAAGCGGAACGAUCCGUGGCGAUGGAUCUUCUACGUGCAAAUCAUCUACAACGCGGGGUUUAUCCCAAUCUUUUGGUUUAUCCUACGGGAGACGCGGGGGGACGCCGUCUUGACGCGUCGGGCCAAGAAGCUUCGAAAGGAGAAUCCGGGCCGGCGAAUCUACGCUCAAGCCGAACUGGACCGCACUGGUGUCUGGGAAUUGAUCAAGAUCUCCUUCAAACGCCCGGUUCGGAUGUUAUUCACCGAGCCCGUCGUCCUAUUCUUCUCCCUCUGGCUCGCCUUCGCCUGGGGCAUCCUCUACCUCUACUUCAGCAGCAUCGUCCAAACAUUCUCCACCAGCUACGGCUUCGGCAUCAUGUCCACCGGCCUCAUCCAACUCGCCAUCUCCGUCGGCGGCCUCAUCGGCCUCCUCUUCAACCCCAUCCAAGACUGGAUCUACCUCCACUCCGGCCGCUGGAACAAGGCCAACCCGGGCGUCCCCAAACCCGAAGCCCGCCUCUACACCUCCAUCAUCGGUUCGUCCCUCUUCACCGGCGGCCUUUUUUGGUACGGCUGGACCUGCCGCCGCGAGGUCCACUGGAUGGUCCCCACCGCCGCCAUCGCAUGCACCGGCGUCGGCAUCUUCAGCAUCUUCCUGACCGUCACGAACUACCUCACUGACUCGUACGAGCGGUACGCCGCAUCCGCCAUAUCGGCCGCGGGGCUCGCGCGGAAUGGGUUCGCCGCCUUCCUACCGUUCGCGAGCUUUCGGUUGUUCGACACGCUGGGGUUCGGCUGGGCGGGGAGCUUGUUGGGGUUCGUGGGGCUAGCGUUGACGUUCGUGCCGGUGGUGUUGGUGUGGAAGGGGCCGCAGAUUCGGGCGAGGAGUCCGUUUAUGGCGGAGAGUACGUGGGGGAGGGAUAAGGAGGCGAGGGCUGGUUUGGGUCAUGGGGAAAUGGAGGGUGGGAGUAGUGCUAGAGUUCCCAGUCAAGGAUGAGUUAUAAGAAUAUAGUCACAGAAACAGGAGUGUGAGGAUAUACGGAUUGAAGAAUUGAAGAAUUGAAGAAUUGAUAGUUCUGAAGCCCCAGGGUGUUGAGAGCUCUAUUAAUUUCUUGUUCCCUUAUAUUCCCUUCCUCGGGCACAUCUUCCCCUCUUUCAACUAAGGAAAUCAACUAUACACAUACGACUCACUAAUCAAAAUCCAUCCCGCUUCACGAGAUUCAUACAAAAAAGGCUAAAAAUGCUCACGCCUCGCAAGUGCGGGAACGUUACAAAAACCGCCCGGUAGUGUAAUAGCGGUUUUUGCCCUACAGACCAUCGUUAUCAGAAGCGGCCGAAGCAUGAUUCAAGUACUGUAACUUCGACUGGAGUCGAACCCGGGGCUUCCAACCGAUGACUGACCACUAUUACCAAGGAGACGGGCUCCCUCCAUUCACAGCCAUGGUGCCCGGAUACUG
Messenger RNA from Eremomyces bilateralis CBS 781.70, 2363 nucleotides. Its product is annotated as MFS general substrate transporter. The record is from RefSeq and is a predicted model, not a curated record. The transcript has 4 exons. NCBI's taxonomy places the organism in Eukaryota, Fungi, Ascomycota, Dothideomycetes, Eremomycetales, Eremomycetaceae. Bases 287 to 1903 code for a protein of 538 amino acids. Gene Ontology annotation, biological process: transmembrane transport. Gene Ontology annotation, molecular function: transmembrane transporter activity.